Molecule: messenger RNA, 753 nt
Organism: Hirsutella rhossiliensis
Lineage: Eukaryota; Fungi; Ascomycota; Sordariomycetes; Hypocreales; Ophiocordycipitaceae
Product: transcription regulator
Exons: 2
Coding region: 1-753 (250 amino acids)
Source: RefSeq, a predicted model, not a curated record
AUGGCUCGUCUCCGCCUCACGCAGGCACUCGUCGCUUCCGACGUCGCCGCCUACAGGAAAGCCACGCAGUCGGCCUUUCUGCGCGACGCCGCGCGUGGAGAGGUAUCCAAGCAUCUCCUUGGCCGGUGGCUCGCCAACGACCGACUGUACAUUCACGGCUACAUCAAGGGCGUCGGCCGCCUGCUCAGCUUCCUGUCACUGCCCGAGGCGGUGCCCGAGGCCAGGGCCGAGCGCAAGACGCCGGCUACGCGCCUCUUGUCGUGGAUGAUUGAUGCGCUCGUCAACAUCCGUCGCGAGGAGGCCUUUUUCGUCGACACGGCCGCGGCGUUUGGCAUCCCGCUUGAGGGUUUGCGCCGCUUCGAGGCCCUCUUUGACGGACUGGCGCCGGGCGACAGCGGGGUCCUGCCGUGGCUCGAGUGCGCCGUCGUCUACUACGGAACGGAGAGGUGCUACCUGGAUGCCUGGUCGUACGCCCGGUCCCACCUGAAGAGCGACGCCGACGUCUCGGGCGACUUGGACGGCGGAGCGGUGCGCAGGGAGUUUAUUCCCAACUGGACGUCGGCCGAGUUUGUCACGUUUGUAGACGAGCUGGGCGACAUUAUUGACGAUGCGGUGGACCAGCAGGUGGCGCUCCACGGCGAGAGCAUCCGAUCGGACUUGAUGGAGCGGUCCCUGGUCCAGUGGCGUGCCCUGCUGGCGGCCGAGGAAGCGUUCUGGCAUGUGACGGAGGGACGAGAUGCCGACUGUUGUUGA